Molecule: messenger RNA, 839 nt
Organism: Neodiprion fabricii
Lineage: Eukaryota; Metazoa; Arthropoda; Insecta; Hymenoptera; Diprionidae
Product: AN1-type zinc finger protein 1-like
Exons: 2
Coding region: 1-807 (268 amino acids)
Cellular component (GO): cytoplasm
Molecular function (GO): zinc ion binding
Source: RefSeq, a predicted model, not a curated record
AUGGAGUUCCCUAGCUUAGGAGUUCGUUGUUCGGUAUCUGCUUGUAAGCAACUGGAUUUCUUGGCCUUUUCAUGUUCGCAUUGCAAAUUAAUUUUCUGCAAGGAGCACUUUCACGUAUCAGCUCACUCUUGUUUAAAAUUUCAAGAUAAUAUCGUUGAAUCUCCUGAGUCAGUUUCCGAUUAUUACUGCUCUGAUUCUUCUUGUAACAACCAUUCACCCGUGGAAAUACCUUGCGUCACAUGUUGCUUACAUUUUUGCAUUGCGCACCGUCAUCACGGCUGCUUAGACAUUAGCGAAGAACAGAAAUCGAAGGAAUUGGAAAAGUGGAAUAAACCACGGCAGGAAUUUGACGAAGCAAAAGCAACAGUCGAUAAGCAAAUCAGCAAUUCUUUGAGAAAAGCUAAAAAUUCUACGGUCGCUGUUAAGGUGCAACUGAUGCGACUGAAGGGUCGAGCAGUUGGUUUCAACGGUAUACCGACCGAUGAAAGACGAUACUUCUUGGUCUAUCCACCAAUUACAGGUUCGUUGAAACAUACCGGAGGUCCAAAAGCAGUUUUUACUUGCUUACGUUGGUCGCUUGGUAGGACUAUCGACGCAUUUGCCGAUGCGUUAAGCGUACCAAAUACCAACAACUUGUCCAAGAGUCAAAAGUUGAAACUGUUUCACCAAAACACAGGUUACGCUUUGUCCGAACGAAUGGAUAUACUCAUAUCAGAUCUGUUGAGCAGUGCAAGUUUGAUCGAUGGUGAAAGUUUGAUAUUAGAAUAUUCCGAUGGCUUGAAAGUGGACGAAAGUAUGUAUAGAUAACUUGUGUUAAUAAACGUCAAUUUUAUUUAUAA